Molecule: messenger RNA, 3049 nt
Organism: Closterium sp. NIES-67
Lineage: Eukaryota; Viridiplantae; Streptophyta; Zygnematophyceae; Desmidiales; Closteriaceae
Source: the annotation of a GenBank genome assembly
CCAGCGAGCACACUCAAUCCAAUUUACCUAUCUCAAACUUGAAAUCCCCGAUUCGUCCCCGCCAGGCAUGUCCGCCGAACCUGCCUCUCCGAUCCUCACAUCGGCCGAUGGGCCUCAGGUAGCCGUCCGAUCAGCAUGGCGCGUUGCGCACGGCGAUUGGUCGUCCGUGUCCCAGGUUUCUGAAACACCAUACGAACCUUCCGAAAAUGCGGAACGAGGACUCGGGGAGGGGGAUCGAGAGGUCGGCGGAAUUGGCGGCAGGGGUGGCGGGACGGUGGAGUUGGCGCGAGAGGAGCGAUCGGCGGAUUGCGUCUUGACGUUGCUCUUCGCGGGCCGCGCUGUCCGCCUGCACUCCAUCCACGUCAUCGCUUCAGCGCGCUUUGCUGAGCUGUACUCCGCCAAUGCCACGUGGCAGGGCGGCACAGGGCAGGGGGAGGACGCAUCCAGGGGAGGUGAUUUGGGGGAGUAUGUUAGCACCGUUAGGGGGGAAAUGGUAGAGGAGAGUAGAGGAGGAGGAGGGGGAGGAGGAGGGGGAGGAGGAGGGGGAGGAGGAGGGGGAGGAGGAGGGGGAGGAGGAGGAGGAGGAGGAGGAGGAGGAAUGGCAUCAGGCAGCCGCCCUCUCUACUCCCUGCUCUUGCGUGUCCCACCUCCCCUAGAUGCAGACGAUUGCUCCCACAGUGACUGCAGCUCCGAAGCUGAAACAUCAUCAAUAGCAGGCUCGGCAACAGGCUCGGCCACAGCAGCAGGUGCAUCCCUAUCGGAAGCGUGGCUGACCUCGCUCUCUCUGAAGCUGCUAGGUCUAAGAGGCGCUUCUUCCGUCACUAUUCACUCCAUCCACGUCUCACUAUCCCCAGGUCCCUUCCUCUCCUCCUCGCCGCUUCAGUCCGCCCCUACUGCUGCUGCUACUGCUGCUACUACUGCUGCUACUACUGCUGCUGCACCACCACCACCACCACCACCAGAAGCAGCAUCAGCAGCAGCAGGGCCGAGCCUCCUCCCGAGCCUGUCGCCAAGCCUGUUGGCCAGCUUGCCCCAGGAGUUGCUGUCCAAGCUGCCACCGAACCUGCCUGCUGCGUUAGCCAGUGGCAUGGGUGCUGGCGGUAUGGGUGGUAACAUGGGUGGUAACAUGGGUGGUAACAUGGGUGGUAACAUGGGUGGUAUGAUGAGUGGUAAUUCUGGUGGUAACGUCAGUAGUGGUGGUAACAUGGGCGGCCUUUCAGCCUCCAUGCUCCCACUCCUCCUCGCAUCCCUUGCAGGCCCCUCCAAAACCCUUCGCCCUCCCCCCUCCUCUGCUCCCUCUCUUCCAUCUAGCACCACCCCCCACACUCUUCCAUCCUCACUCCCUCCUCCCCAUGCUCCUUCACCCCUCCUCACUCCUCCUCUCUCCGCCCCUUCAUCCACCCCGCCUCCCCCCCAAGACUCCUCUCCUCUCCUCCUCUCUCUCAUGCACAGAGUGGAGCGCUUGGAGAGGGUGUGUGCCAGGCUGGAGGCUCAGGUGACAGGUGGCAUGUCGCGAUUGGCCACACGGCUGGAUAAGGUCGAGUCUAGCGUUCGCCAGAUGUCACAAGCCUCCCUUGCCUCUGCUUCUACACCUGCUGCUGCUGCUACAGCUCCCACACCUGCUAUACCUGCUGCUGUACCUGCUGCUACAGAUGCUCCAACAAUUGCUGCUACAGAUGCUGCUACAAGUGCUGCUGCUGCUACAAGUGCUGCUGCUGCUACAGAUGCUCCUACAAGAGGUGAUGCUGCCACAGCUGCUACAAGUGCUGCUGCUGCUACAGAUGCUGCUAUAAGUGCUGCUGGUUUUAGAGCACCUCAAGUGACUGCUACAGAAGAUAUUGCUACAGCAGAUGUUGCUACAUUGCCUGCUUUCUCGCCCGUGCAGCAGCAUGGCAUGCAGGAGGAAAUUGAGGGUGCAAGAAUGGCAGACGUAACAGCAGCAGCAGCAGCAGCAGCAGCAGCAGCAGCAGCGGGGGGAGAAGGAGCAGUAACAAUAGCAGCAGUGGAGUGGGGAGCUGUAGCAGCAACAGUGCAACCAUCAGCGUCAGCAAGUGUUGGUGUCGAAACAGGAGCAGCAGAGGGAGCUUCAGCAGCAGCAGCAGCGGUGGCAGCAGCAGCAGAAGAAGAAGAAGAAGCAGCAGCAUUAGAAGCGGCAGGAUCAGGAACAGCAGAUUCAGAAGGAAAGCUCGCAGGAACAGCGGCUGUAGAAGCCAAGAGGCGGGGAAUGGAUGCCUUUUUUAAAGAGAUACUUACUCGGAUGGAGCAGCGGCAGCAAACAGAAGCACUGAACAAGCCUGAUGUUGCUGAGAUGCAUCAAGUGGGGACACUUGAAGAGCUUGGCGCUGCUGUGAUGCAUCAAGUGGAGACACUUGAAGAGCCUGGCGCUGCUGAGGUGCAGCAAGUGGAGACACUUGAAGAGACUGGCAUUGCUGUGAUGCAGCAAGUGGAGACACUUGAAGAGACUGGCAUUGCUGUGAUGCUGGAAAAGGUUGAAACUCAGGGAGACGGAUAGUGGUGGAGUGGGGAAGGUUGACAGUGGUAAGGGGUAUGGUGAGGUUGAGGGUGGUUUUACGAAGGCUGAAGAAGUGGAGGAGGAAAGACAAGAAAGUAGGGAGGAGAGAGGAGAGAGCAGAGCAGAGAGGAGAUAGCAGAGGGAGGUAUGCAUGGAGGCAGGUUUAGGGAUGGGAUGGGAGGAGGUCACUUGAACACAUUGUACCGCAGCCAGGGAGAGGUCAUGGGGAGUUCAAGGGAGCUGAUGCAAAACGCAGGGGAAAUCAACAAAAACGUCAGCAGGAGGAGGGAAUGAUGAACGAGAAGGGACUGGGCCGGAGUGAAUCAACAGGGUAUUGGUAUCGUUGCUGGUGUGCAGGGUGCACGUUCUGGCGAGGAGGCAGGAUCAUCUGCAAGAUUCAUACGACUGAGCCUCUGAGGGCUCGACUGGGGUGGGACGGGGCACAGGAAUUUGUGGUGGGCAGCUUUGGUAUGGAGGAUGACUGGCAUUCGGACCAAUGUUACUCUCACGUCACGACCAUAAGCCAAAACUCCAAAA